UUAGGCUUGACUGUAUUUCUUUUUUGCCAUAAUGAUAACUCAAUGGAUGUUUGGGCUGUGACACUUUUAUUUUCAUAGUGAAUUAAAUGAGUGUUUUUGUUUUGAUCGUACAUCGAUGAGAUUCAAUAAUGGGGCAAACACUCUCUGCUGAUGGAGCAGAUACUCGGGACAAUGCCCACAAAACCAUUUCAAUCGAAAUUCCGCCAAAUGAGACAGCUAGUGAUGAUAAAAGCGAUCAAAUGCCGGAUCGAGAUGAAGUUAAUGCGAGAUUUAAUGAAGUCAUAGCAUUAAUGGAUUUACCUCCAGACAAGGCCAAAGCGCUUCGAUCCUAUGAUAUCGAGAGAAAAUGGGAGAUGAUCAGAGACCAAGAAAAAGUUACAGCCAAAGAAUCGCCAGAAUUUUAUUUGAGAAAACUGCGAGCCUAUUUGGAUCCAAAAGCGAGUCGGAGUUCAAAGAAACGACGGAUUGUCGGUGAUUCAACAUCAACUCAAGUUCUUCGUGAUUUAGAAAUCUCAUUGAGAACUAAUAAUAUCGAAUGGGUUCGCGAAUUUUUAUCCGAGCGAAACAGAGGCUUGGAUGUUCUCAUCGACUAUUUAACCUUCAGAUUAACUACUCAACAGCAGCAACAAAAACUUGCUCAAUCAGCCAACAAUCGAUCUCCUGAUGGGGGAAACGGUGAUAACUUGUCAGAAUCUAAUUUGAAAAAUCUAACUUCAACCCUUAAUUCUUCUCAGACCAUCCGCCCAACGCAGAAUUUAUUCCGGAGACCCUCUUUAUUCCGCUCUUUCAAUAAAAGCAAAUUAGGAAAUGUUGAUGGUGAUGUCCAUGUUUCUAUAAUGUGUAUGAGGGCCAUAAUGAACAAUAAGAAUGGUUUCAAUAUGAUUAUGGAACACCCCUAUGCAAUUAAUUCAAUUGCAUUGAGCUUAAAUCACCAAAGUUUAAGGACUAAAUCAUUGGUCUUGGAGCUUUUGGCAGCCAUUUGUCUGGUCAAUGGAGGGCAUCAAUUAAUAUUGAACGCGUUUGAUAACUUUAAAGAAGUCAUGGGAGAAUCAAGACGUUUUCAAACUUUAAUGAACUAUUUUACUAAACCUGAAGUAUUCAACAUAGAUUUUAUGGUAGCCUGUAUGCAAUUUAUAAAUAUUAUUGUUCAUUCAGUUGAAGAUAUGAACUUUCGAGUUCACCUUCAAUUCGAAUUUACUCAACUAGGAUUAGACGAUUAUUUAGAGAAUAAGCUACGUAAUACCGAAUCUGAGGAUUUAUCUGUUCAAAUUCAAGCUUAUUUGGAUAACUUUUUUGACGUUGGUGCUCUCAUGGAGGAUGCUGAGCAAAAAAAUUUAGCUACUGAUAGAGCUCAAACUUUAGCCUUGCAAUUAUCUCAUUCUAAUGAAAUAGCUAAAGAAUUAGAAACUAAAUACAACGAACUGGUGCUACAAUAUUCUGUUUUGGAACAAGAUUAUAAAUCAGCCAGUGAAGAAAAUCACCAUUUAUCUGAAGAACUAUCAACUUUAAGAAAAACUAUUCAAAUGAGAGAAGAAGAGUCCAGACGGAGACAAUCUCUUUUAGAAUCAAAGAUUAUGCAAUUAGAGUCCAGGACAAUGAACGGACAAACUUCACCCAAAGAUGAUUCAGAGAAAGCUCCCAUGAAAACUACAGCAACUUCCCCUAUGACACCACCAGAGAGUGGAGUGAAAACACCUGCCGCAGUAGCUGCUCCACCACCACCACCUCCACCACCACCGCCUCCGCCGCCGCCACCACCUCCUCCUCCCCCACCUUCAAGGAGUGUAGCACCUCCGCCACCACCUCCACCUCCAAUGAAUGCUCAAAAUCCUGGAAUGAUGACCAUAAAACAAUCUUUUGCCACUCGUUACAAACUUCCGACACUGAAUUGGAAUGCCUUGAAGCCAGCUCAAGUCAAAGGAACAAUUUUCCAAGAAUUUCAUGCUGAGGACCGAAUCAUCAAUUCAAUCAAUUUCGAAGAAUUUGAAGAGCAAUUUAAACUGGGUCCUAAGCCUGAACUUGCUCGAAAAGGUUCAAAUCCUCAAGUUGCUGCUCAGAAAAAGUUCAAGACAAAUGAGAAAACAUCUCUAUUGGAGCAUAACAGACUUCGAAACAUGGCCAUAUCACUCCGUAAAGUCAAUAUUGAUACGGAAACAGUCAUUAAAGCAAUUAACUCGUUCGACAUUGAUACGCUCACAUUAGAGUAUAUUGAAAUAUUGUUACGAAUGAUACCAAAUCCUCAAGAGAUCCAAGCUUACCGAGAAUUUGAACGAUCUGGUCGAAGUAUUGAUGAAAUGACGGAUGAAGACAAGUUCCUUUUCAAAAUUUCUAAAAUAGAAAGACUUGAACAAAAAUUAAAAAUUAUGUCCUACAUGGAAACCUUGAUGAAACCAGAGCCUACUCCAGGAAUAUCUGGUAAACCAUCAUUUGGUGUUACCCUUAAUGUAAUAAAAGUUUGGCGAACUCGUAUCAUUGCAAUUACAGAGGCAGCUCGAGCUUUAAGAACAUCAACAGGCAUUCGGACUGUUCUUGAAUAUAUUCUAGUUUUUGGUAAUUAUCUCAACUCGGCAACCCGAGCUAUGGCUGCUGCUGGUCAAGCAUAUGGAUUUAAAUUACAAAAUUUGGAACUAAUUGUUGAAACCAAGUCAUCAGCGGAUCGAUCUCGAUGUUUACUUCAUUAUGUAGCUGAAUGUAUACAACGUAAUGUUGAAGGUGAAUCUGGUUUGAGUGAAGAGGAAAGAUUGUACAAAACAUUAGCCACUUUAUCUCCAACAACGGCCACUAAAAAGUUUGCCGGUCCUAAUAGUCUUCUCUCUGGUCUUGAUGUUUCCAUUGAAUCAAUCAAAUUACCCUUUGAUUUGGAAACAUUAUUAAAUCUUCUUGAAAGUGUGGCAACCAAUGCUACACUGGAAACCUGUGCAUCUGAAGUUUUUGAAUUAGAAAAAGGAAUGGAAUUAGUUAAGCGGGAGUUACAAUUAAGAUCUUCGCAAAAAGAUCCCGCUACUCAACGUUUACAAAAUUUUGUUGCUUCCAAAUCAACUGAAUUGUCCAAUUUAAAGGAGGACUUACGACGAUCUCAAAGUGAAUAUAGUAAUUGUGUAGAAUAUUUUGGUGAAAACAGUAAAUUAUUGGAAUCGUCGUCUGCAUUCUUCAACAUAUUUGCCAAAUUUUUAAAACAUUAUAAACAGUGUCUUCGUGAUAUUAAGAUUAAUCAGAAAAAGAAACUUGAAGCCUUGAUACAAGCCAAAAUUCAAGAACAUCAAAACCAGAAUAAAACUUCACCAGAAAAGGAAGUUUCCUCGCAAGAGACUAAAGUAAGAGAUAAAAGAUUAUUAAAACAGGAUGAAGUAUACAAUGGAGCUUUAGAAGACAUUCUGUUGAGUCUUAAAAAUGAACCUUACAGACGGGAAGAUGCUGUUAGACGUAGUCAAAGAAAAAAACAAGCAAACGCAAGACCUCAGAGUCACAUCUCUGAAAUGGAUGUGUGACCUUCUCUAAUUAAUUGUUAAAUGGAAAUCGAGUGUUCCUUCAUCGCAUCAUAACUCUAAUCUCAUCCAAUACAAAGUUAAAGCCAACAUCAAAUAGAUGAAAAAUGCAAACUAUGAAUCCGCACACACACAAAGGAAAGAACCAUCUUAACUUACAAAUCAAGCUAUAAAUUUUUCUGUCAACCCAUUUCAUUUUAGUGUGUAUAAAUUACCUAAUUUUUUUGUAAACAAUUAUUUUAAAAAUAUCAAAUCUUUUAUAAUAAAAAUUGAAUUUAUCUGCAA
Tetranychus urticae (two-spotted spider mite) is the source of this 3770-nucleotide messenger RNA. Its product is annotated as formin-like protein. The record is from RefSeq and is a predicted model, not a curated record. Gene Ontology annotation, molecular function: small GTPase binding; actin filament binding. NCBI's taxonomy places the organism in Eukaryota, Metazoa, Arthropoda, Arachnida, Trombidiformes, Tetranychidae. Gene Ontology annotation, biological process: cell migration; cortical actin cytoskeleton organization; regulation of cell shape. Gene Ontology annotation, cellular component: cytosol.